AUGCUCGAAGGAGUAGUCGCUGGCCUCCUCAAUAGAUUCCUAUCUGCCUACAUAGACAACCUAGACUACAGCCAGCUGAACGUCGGUAUAUGGUCUGGUGAUGUCAAGCUCAAGAACCUCAAGCUCCGGAAAAGCGCACUCGACAAGUUCAGGCUCCCGGUAGACGUCAACGAGGGCUAUCUUGGUGAACUCACGCUCUCGAUACCGUGGAGCAAUCUCAAGGGGAAGCCCUGCAAGGUCACUAUCGAUAAUGUAUACCUCAUCGCACUCCCAGCUGGGGCCAGCCAGUUCGAUCCAGAAGAAGACCAGAGGCGUGCACAGCAGGUCAAGCAGGAGCGUCUCGAAAGCGCAGAGAUCCUGCUCAACUCUCAGGCCAGCCCUGGGAUGUCUCCCGAAGAGGAGCAGAAGAAUCAGAGCUUUGCUAACAGCCUUAUGACUAAAAUACUCAACAACUUGCAAGUCGUCAUCAAAAAUAUCCACUUACGUUAUGAGGAUGAUAUCAGUGCACCUGGUUCAUCUUUCGCAGUCGGUCUUACAUUGGGUGGAUUCUCUGCUGUAUCCACAGACGAUAAUUGGGUCCCUACUUUCAUUGAAGAAGGCCAGACUGGUAUACGGAAACUCGCAAAGCUGGAAUCACUAGCCGCCUAUUGGGAUUCUGAUUCAACCUCCCUAGUCGGUCAUCCUACAGAUGUCGCGAUAAAGAAAUUCACAGAGUUGAUAGCCCAUAAGGAUAACAACCCUUCACAUCAGUUCAUCCUCAAACCAGUCUCAGGAGAGGGUCGUUUGACUAUGAACCAGAAUGUUGACAGUAUAUCCCCAAAGAUUGACCUCGAAUUGCUAUUCGACCAAAUUGGUUUCCUACUCGAUGAACAGCAGUACCGAGAUGCUCUCUUAAUGGUCGAUACUUUCCAUUUCCACAUCCGUCAAUCACAAUACAGACAUUUCAGACCAUCCGAAGAGGCCUUACUAGAAAAUAAACCCAGGGCGCUUCUCAAAUUCGCCGGUAAGGCCAUCUUAAAUGAAGUACAUGAGCGUAAUCGUAAAUGGACUUGGGCUUACUUCGCUGAACGCCGUGAUGAUAGACGGCUUUACGUAGAACUCUGGAAGGAAAAGAAAGAGAAUGAGCGCUUACAGAAACCUGCUGAACGGUCUGAAGAGCUUGUAAAAUUGGAGGAGAAACUCCGUUAUGAGGACAUUAGAUUUUACAGAUCAAUAGCCCGUUCGGAACUCCGAAAAGAGGCCCUCAAAAGGCAAGAAGAGCAGGGCGAAUCCGCACAUACGCCUUCACAAUCCCAGGCUCAACAAGGUUGGAUGGGUUGGGCAUGGAACGCCGCCUCUUGGGCCGUUGGUAGUGAGACACAAUCUGAAGAGAAUAAGGGAAAUUCAACAGCUUUGAGUGAUCAACAACGUAAAGAACUCUACGAUGCGAUAGAAUGGGAUGAGAAGCAAGCCCUCAGUUCAGCUGUGGAUUUGCCAAGAGAUGCUAUGAAGUUGCGUAUUAAAGCUAAACUCCAUACUGGAUCUUUAGCCUUAAGGCGGCCGAAAAUGAGCAAUGACGAUAUAGUAAGUGUCGUCUUUAGCGCUCUCACUGCCGAUAUUGUCAAACGAGUCGAUAACACUUCUGUCGCUGUCGGCCUUGGCGAUCUUAACGUUAGGGAUGCCACCAACCCUCGUACCGUCUAUCCUAACAUCGUACGUGUUAAGAGAGAUGUCAGUGGAGAAGUCAAAGAUCUAAAUGAAGCAGUAACUAAUUUGGCUAUUGAAGGCGAUAACGAUGUCGAUGGCAGUGAGAAAUCAGGAUCCGCAACUCCAACGCCUGAUGAUGACAAAAACAAGCAAUUCUUCUACUUUUUGUGGGAAUCUAAACCACUUGAUAACAGAGCUGAUAGCGCAUUACAAUUGAAAAUGCGUCAUAUGGAGAUUAUUUAUCAUAAAGGCUACGUAGAGGCAAUUCGUAACUUCUUCAAACCACCAGAGAGUAAAUUAGAAUCCAUUAAUGCCUUAAUAGACGUUGCUUCUGAAUCUCUUGAUAGUUUCCGUAAGCAAACUCGUGCGGGUUUCGAAUAUGCCUUAGCCCAACAUUCAACAAUUGAUCUCCGUGUUGAUAUGAACGCUCCUAUUAUUAUUCUUCCUGAAGAUGUUACUAACAAACGCACAAUGCAUCUUGUUCUAGACGCGGGCCAUAUCGCUAUUGAAUCCGACCUUGCUGAUAAGAAAGCAAUUAAGGAUGUCCGUCAUAAAGCACACAAUCAAGCUGAAUAUGGAGAGAGUGAUUGGAAGCAAUUGGAAUCUUUGAUGUAUGAUAAGUUCUUCCUUAAGUUGAAGUCUGCUCAGCUGCUUAUUGGUGAUGAUCUGCCAGUAUUGCUUGACGUAUUGGAAAAGAAGACGGAGAGUGAGAUUAAUUACAACAUAGUCGAAGAAAUCAACAUCGACCUCACAGUUCACAAUAGUAUCCUCCCGUCAGCGGUCAAUCUCGCCAGAUUCAAACUAGCAGGACACCUCCCGGAGUUGACGAUCAACAUCUCUGAUAAGAAGUAUCAAUCGAUGAUGGCAAUCAUUGAUGUUGCCAUACCACAUUUCGAGAAUGACAAUGGAAAGAGUCCAAAGAAGUCAACCCAGAGUACUGGACAGCAUGGACGUAGAAAUAGUAUAUUUGCUGCAGAUCUACCUGCUUAUGAUCUCGAUGUCCAUGAUGAGGAAAGUGAGAUAUCUGAUGCUGAUACAGCUGAAAAAUUCUUUGAAGCACCUGAAUCCGGUGCCGAUGAGGGAAGCUAUCGCCAACAAGUUUUCACGUUGGACUUUAGAGUCGACAAGCUACAAGCGAAUGCUUAUAGGAGUGGUCAAGAUGGACAGGAACGCCAGCUCGCAAUGGGUAUACUCAAGGGCUUUUACCUUGGUUAUGUAUACAGGCAACUCGAUAUGCACGUCGACGUCGUCUUGCAAUCACUCUCUAUUGUCAACAUUGAGAGAGAUGGUCAGCAUCUCCCAUUGAUCACUUCAGAGAGUAAUGAUCAACUUGCUCAACUAGUCAGAGUCAAAUAUGAUAGGGUACAAUCCGAAAGUCCAGAAUUCCAUUCUCAUUAUGAUGGCAUAGACCAAUCUGUUAAUGCUGAUCUCUCAACUAUCAACCUUCUCGCACGACCAGAGCCAAUUAUCGAGCUGUAUGCUUUCAUCAUGGAGACUUUCGUCGGUGGACGUAACACCAACAACAGCAGCGACGAUAAUGGCUCGAGUGAUGAGCUUGUCGCUAGUCCUUCAAAUUCUCAACUUGAAGAACAAAAGGAUGUUCCAUCAAGGAAGAUCAAGGUCGAUUUCAAACUAAGUAGUAUUGUUUUCAAAUUGGAUGAUGGAAUGAGGCAACUAGCAACAUUAAUCUUGUCAGCUGGUGAUGUCUCCAUUCUUUUGGAUGGUAGCACGAUGAAAGUUGCAGCUAAACUUGGUGGACUUGAAAUUACAGAUGAUAGUCAAAAAGAUGAAGAAUUCAAGCAGAUGCUCUCCAUCGAAGGCGAAGAACUGGCUGACUUUAAUUAUCAAACAUAUGACCCAAAUAGUGGUGAAUAUCCUGGUUAUAAUUCUGCUAUAUACCUCCGCACCGCGUCUUUGAAGUUCACUUUCAAUGAGAAACCAGUAAAUGAUGUUUACAAGUUCCUUAUCAAAUUUGCACGUCUGAAGGCAUUAUAUGACGCUGCAAGCAGGGCUGCUGCUGAUGCUGCUAAUGAGGCUUCUAGAAUGCAAUACGACGUGAGGGUUAAAGCACCAAUUAUUGUCGUGCCAACGUCAACACACGACAUGCUUACCAUGCGUCUUGGUGAAUUUGUGGCUCAAAAUACUUUCACAGGUGUCGAAAUUGGUGAUACUCAGAAUCUCCACACAGGUCUUCAUGGUAUUAAUCUCACAUCAAGGAUUAGAGAUGACGACGGUCUCACUGAAACACUUCCAAUACUCGACAAUGUCAAUCUUGACUUCAAUUUCGAGAUCUUUGACAAGGUUUCUAGUGGUGAGAAAGCGAGAAAUGCAAUGCAAAAGAUUCAUGGUCAUAUGACAGAUGUCAAAGUAGCCCUCACCCAAUCUCAAUAUGUAUCCCUUUAUGACCUCAGUAAGAGCAUUCCUGCUGCAUUCACUAUCGACGACGAGCAGUCUAUCGAAGAGGAUGCCGAAAAGUUGAGUAUUCCUACCGAGACCAAGAAGGCCGUUAUGAAAGAUCAGCAAUUUAAAUCAGUAACGAAGAAACCAUCCGUCGAUCUCAAUCCUGAAAUAAUGAUAAGCGAUGACUUGUGGACCACAACCGAAUUGUCGUUUGAUGUUGGAACUGUAUCACUUGAGCUGUUUACACCACUCGCGACAAGUGCUAGCAAAUUGAAGGAAAAUAGUAUAGCGAGGUUUGCUUUGAAUGACACAACUCUAAAAUUGAAGACGCUCUCAGAUGGCGCGAUGGAGAGCGAAUUGACACUCAAGAGUCUACGGAUGGACGAUACUAGGGCACAAUCUGCGACGAAAUUUAGGCAAUUGAUUCCACCUGCAGUUCAUGACGGUCAUCAAUUCAUGGUUCAUUAUAGUAAAUCAGGUGGUACAGAACAAUCCAGUUUGGCGCUAGUUACUAUUGACUCUCCAAAGAUUAUUUUCUCUGUCGAUCCACUUUUCGCUCUCACUGAGUACUUCUGGUCCGCGCUUCCGGUAGAGAAUGAACCCGACCAGCAAACAGAUCAUCAGGAGGACCUCGGGGAAAACCUCGAUGAUGACAAUGAUAACGAAAAUCUGGAAAGUAGCUCAACAAGACCUCCAGAUGAUAUCAAUCGUGAGCCUUCGUUCGCCUAUAGAUUGAACAUUGUCAAUACCUCUAUAAUCAUUCUUGCCAAUGAGUCAGAACCAACGACAGAGGCUAUUGAAUUGUCCGUUAAGCAGGUUUUGAUGUCGCAACAAGGCGUUAUUGCUCUCAAGGUCGAUAAAUUGGGUAUGUUCCUUUCCAGGAUGGAUAAACCAAAGGAAAAAUUGAGAUUCUUGGAUAAUUUCGAUUUCACCCUUAGUUAUGAUUCAAGAAAGGUCGAUUUAAGACAAAACACAUCAAUUGAAUUACGAGCAGAACCUAUUAUCUUUAGAGCAUCCUACAGAGAUAUUAUGCUCAUCACUGAGAUUUUCAAUAAAGCUGUUGAGUUGUCUACUAAAUCUCGACCAACUGCUACCUCAGGUGACCUUCGGGAGAGUGAAUCAUUAAGAAUGAUGCCAACUGACAGAAGUAGCUCACAGUUGGCACUCCCUGCCCCACCUUCUGCCAAACCUAAGGUUAUUAUCACGAAGGAAAAUCUUAAUGCUAUCUUUGAAGGUUUCCAGGUUGUUCUCAUUGAAGAUCUCCAUGAGUUACCACUUAUUCACUUCUACACUAAGAAAUUCAAUAUUGAGUUAUUCGACUGGAGUUCGGAAAUGAAGAUGCAAACAGCUAUAUCUUGGGCUAUCAAUUACUUCAAUCCUACUAAUUCUCAUUGGGAACCACUUAUGGAUCCAUGGGAGUUUACACUUAGGGGUGAACGUAGACAACCACCUGCGGGUAUGAACAUCACACUCUCAUCUAGGAAGAGAUUGGAGAUUAAUUUAACGUCAGCAUUCAUACAAACUGCCUUGCUAUUCUACUCGCUCGUUGGAAACAAUGCGACAAGAUUACUGGAAAAACCUCGAGGUAGUUCAGCACCAUUUUUGUUGCGUAAUCACACUGGUUAUGAUAUGGGUGUAUGGCCAACUCACGAAUCUGAAAGUGUCUCACCGUUAGCUAAUAAUACUGAAUUGCCUUGGCGUUUCGAAGAUUUGAGAACACUCCGUGAAGAUGUCAGUGCUUCUGGUCACAACAGUCUUGGUAUACAACUCGAUAAUACGAAAUGGGAGAAAAUUGGUAGAAUUUCUGUAGAUAAAGAGGGUCAACAAACUUACAUCCUCAAGUCGAAGAUAAGCAAGAUUUUACAUAGGGUUGUUGUGGAUAUAAAGCUACAAGAUACCUUCAAGGUAGUUACUUUCAGAUCAGCGUAUCUUAUUGAAAAUUCCACACAUCUGCCGAUCGAGGUCGUCAUCAUUGGUGGAAAUGGUAAGCCAACGAGUGCAUCGACGAAGGUCGUACCAGGUGAUAGUUACGCUUUACCGAUUGAAGCUGCUUAUGAGCAACGUAUAAAGCUUAGACCUGAUCCAGGAUUCGAUUAUGGAUGGAGUUCUGAAGCACUAUAUUGGCAGGACAUCAUGAAACGCCCUGCAAGGUCUAUCAGUUGCAAAUCUAACAACGCUGGAGAACCUUCAUUUAGGUUCCAAGCAUGCGCUGAUUAUGACCAAAGUGAUGAACUUACGCAGAUCUACCCACGCUUGACCUUGCGUUUGCGCGCUCCCAUUGAAAUUGAAAAUCUUUUGCCAUACGAUAUCAAGUUUAGAAUGUUCGAUAAGAAUACCAAACAAGAUUGGUCUUCUUUCCUUCGUCAAGGUGGUGUCAGUCCAUUGCAUCUCAUUGAACUUACCCACCUUGUUUUGCUCAGUGUAUCAAUUGAGAAUUCAGUCUUCUCACCAAGCGAAUUUGCAAUCAUUAAUACUGACAACCCUGAUGAUUUCCCAGUUGAGAACACUCUUAGUCUUUCAGAUCAAGAUUCACUCAAGCUUAAUGUUCGCAUACAUUACUACCGCUAUCCUAAAUCAGCUGGAGCGUUUAAGGUACAAAUAUACUCGCCUUACGUGUUAUACAACAAAUCUGGUCUUGACUUCGUUCUCCGCUCGAAAUCGCUCCUUGGAGCUGGUAAGAAUGUCGCCGGGCAGGAUCUUACAUCGUCUAAAAUCAAGAAGAGAGAGACAAGUCCAUUCAUGUUCUCACACAAUUCUGAUGAUAGACAGAAACGAUUUUUGUUGAAGAUUGGUGAUUCAAAUUGGUCGAAACCUAUCUCAUUCGAUGUCGCAGCUGCUGACACAGAGGUUACAUUGUCAGCACAAGGCGGAGAAAAUGUACAUAUUGGUAUGAGUGUUGUUGAAGGUAACGGUAAAUACAAGUUGAGCAAAGUUGUCACGAUCCAACCUCGUUUCCUUAUCAAAAGUCAAUUAAACGAGCCAAUAAACGUGCGCGUUGAUAGAUCAUCAAAUCUCGUUAAUUUGAAGUCAUUUGAGAGGAAGGCGUUGCACAGAUUGGAAGGUAUUGACGAAGACGAGCGUCAUUUGCUCAGAAUUGCUUAUCCAGGUACCCAAGAGUGGUCUGCACCAUUCAGCCUUACAGAUGUUGGUCCAGUCCAUUUGCGCAUGCGUCAUAGUGAUCGUACCGAACACCUCAUCAAAGCUGAUGUAUACAUUGAAGGACCUACUAUCUUUGUUUACCUUAAGAGAGACACCGACCCAUGGCCUUUCAAGAUUGAAAAUAAUAGUGAUUCAGGUAUUGAAAUUUGGCAAUCCACUACUGAAGGAUAUGACAAUCUUUCCAUGAUGCCUGGAUUGAAAUCCAAGAGAUACAGAGUUGAUCCACGCAGUUCCAUGGAUUACGCGUGGGAUGCUCCCGCCGAAACUGAUAAAAAGCUUCGCUUGAAAGCUCAAGGAGGUAAAGAACGCUCGAUCGAUCUGAUGGAAAUUGGUGCUCUUCCACCAUACCGCUUUGCUAGUGACACACUCUCUAUCGAUGUUAGAGCUGAUGGACCGCGUCAAAUACUCGUCUUAUCACAUUACUCACAGGAUGAAUCGCUCUAUCAACCACGCAAAAAGAGUGUUUCUAGAUCCGAAGCAUCUGAUUCUACAGCAGGUCUUUUCGAGGAGAAGAAUGUUGAGACUAUAAUGAAUACACAAUUCAAUUUGGAGUUGGAAGGUAUCGGUAUCAGUGUUCUCAAUAAAAGAAUGCAAGAGCUCUUUUACGCUUCUUUCAGAGGUAUUGGUAUGCAGUAUUCAGAUACUAAUAUACACACAUCCUAUAACCUUUCUUGCAAGUGGAUUCAAAUUGAUAAUCAACUCUUCGGUGGUCUCUUCCCAAUUAUCCUCUAUCCUACAACUCAACCUAAGGAUGGAAGAGAAUUGGAAAGACAGCCAACUCUUGAUAGUUCAGUCAUUGUUUCAAAAGAUUAUUCUCAUGGAGUUACUCGCAUUGAGUAUUUCUCUAUGCUUUUGCAAUCUAUGACAAUCGAAGUUGACGAAGAUUUCCUUAUGGCUUUGAUAGACUUCAGUAAAUUUGAAGGGCCUUCCUGGGAUCAACAACAGGAAGAUAGUUUGAAUGAGAAUCCAACUGAUAUCAUUGAACCUGCUGACCUUGGUAGUGGUAUGCAGUUAUAUUUCCAAGUUUUCCAUUUACAGCCAAUAUCACUCGAUUUGUCCUUCAUGCGUACAGACAGGGUAAACGUCGAUAAUAAGACGUCGGCACAUACACGUAACCCUGUUAUGUUCUUCAUUAAUGCUCUUACAAUGGCAUUGGGAAAUGUCAGCGGUGCACCUAUAAGACUCAAUUCACUUAUUCUACAAAAUGCAAGAUUUACAUCUGCGCUGUUAUCACAACAUAUUAUGAUCAAUUAUAGGGAGCAGUUUAUGUAUCAGCUCUAUCGUGUUCUUGGAUCGGCUGAUUUCCUUGGUAACCCUGUUGGAUUGUUUAACAACGUCAGUUCAGGUGUUGCUGAUAUCUUCUACGAGCCUUAUCAAGGUCUGGUUAUGCAUGGUAACAAAGAGCUUGGUAUUGGUAUAGCUAGGGGAGCAACUUCGUUUGUUAAGAAGACUGUCUUUGGUGUUACAGAUUCCAUGUCUAAAGUUACAGGAUCUAUUGGUAAAGGUCUCUCUGCUAUCACAUUAGAUCAGGAAUACCAAAGCAGGAGAAGAAUGACUCAACGUAGAAAUAAACCAAAACAUGCACUUUAUGGUGUCACAGCCGGUGCAAACGCCUUUGCAGUAUCAAUUGCGUCUGGAUUUGAAGGUCUUGCUUUGAAACCAAUUGAAGGUGCUCAAAGAUCAGGAGCUGGUGGUUUCUUCAAAGGUGUUGGAAGAGGAUUGGUUGGUGCAGUUACCAAACCUGUCAUUGGUGUCUUUGAUCUAGCCUCGAACGUGACAGAAGGAAUCCGUAAUACAACAACAGUUUUCGAUCCUCAGGAUAUUGAUAGAGUUAGAUUACCUAGGUAUAUUGCUGACGAUGGUGUCUUAAGAGCCUACAAUGAGCGUGAAUCUCUCGGACAAUCGUGGUUGAAGAAUGUUGAAAAUGGAAAAUUCUUCAACGAAAUAUACGUUGCCCACCUUAAUGUUAGGGGAACAGACGCAGUUUUGUUGUUAACAACUGCAAGAAUAGUAGAAAUACAAGUUAGGAGUCUCCAAUUACGUUGGGAAGUUGCUUUUGAUGAAUUACAUUCUAUUAGUCUUGAAAAUCAUGGUAUUAGCUUAAAAUUGAAAGGAAAUCUCGCUGGACCGUUUAUGCAUCUCUCUUCUCAGGAGAGUAGAACAUGGUUCUUCCAGCGUAUACAAUCUGUCGUCAACAACUACAAUUACGCGCGUAGUAAACCAAUUGAAAGACAACAGACCCCCCAUUAUCCAUAA
Messenger RNA from Wallemia mellicola CBS 633.66, 9501 nucleotides. RefSeq lists its product as hypothetical. The record is from RefSeq and is a predicted model, not a curated record. Gene Ontology annotation, biological process: late endosome to vacuole transport; protein retention in Golgi apparatus; mitochondrion organization. Lineage: Eukaryota; Fungi; Basidiomycota; Wallemiomycetes; Wallemiales; Wallemiaceae. The transcript is spliced from 8 exons. Gene Ontology annotation, cellular component: extrinsic component of membrane. Bases 1 to 9501 code for a protein of 3166 amino acids.